Molecule: messenger RNA, 350 nt
Organism: Staurois parvus
Lineage: Eukaryota; Metazoa; Chordata; Amphibia; Anura; Ranidae
Source: the annotation of a GenBank genome assembly
UCACCGGUUUCCGGCAGCCGAUUCUCCGCCAGGACUCAGUGAUCGUCAGCGGAGCUGACAGGGGAGAGGUCUGUAUGAACAGGCUGCUUUGUAUUGCUCUGCAUAGCAGAAUACAAAGCAGCAUGUCUCCCUAGUAAAACACACACAGCACACUGGUAACCCUUUGAUUGCCCCAGAUGUUAACCCCUUCCUGCCCAGUGUCAUUAGUACAGUAUCAGUGCUUUUUAUUAGCACUGAUCACUGUAUUAGUGUCACUGGGGAUGUCAGUGGCAGUUAGUCAGUUCCCCCCAGUGUCAGAAUGCCCGCCACAGUCCCGCUAUAAGUCUCUGAUCUCCACCAUUACUAGUAUA